AAUGGAUAAAGAAUUAAACAAGGCCAAAUCACACUCGCUAUACUUCCAAUUUUCUUUGCGCCCUUAUUUGUUACUUUUCUCAAACAUUAUCGGUUAAUACUAUCUUCCCCCGUCCAAUUUUCACCUUUUUUUUCAUUCUCUCUUUUGUUUUCGUCCUUUUCAUUAAACACGAAUAUGAACAUGGCACGAGCAUGAAUAGACACGACACGAUUCGAACCGUGCCCGGCCUGGGCCGGGCCUAGCAAAAUUAACAAAUGGGCUUGCAUGGCACGACAGUAAAACUGACGGGCCGUGCCAAGCACGACAUAAAAUAAAUGGGCCCGAAACGUGCCCAUGUCGUGCCGGCCCAAACACGCCCAGCGUAUUGACGACCUUGGUCAGAAACUCACAAGCAUGAUUGUUUUCGCUGGACGAGAUUAACGAUUCAAAUCCCUAACCUCAACAAAUUUUACAACUUGUCCUUCUCACCCAAAUUCUCACAGCCGCCCGCUACCCACCCUCGGCCUCUCUUCAGAGUUCAGAGCAAACAAUUUUCGCCCUUUUCUUUUUGCUUCAUUCGAGCGUCCCUUCUCCUCCACUGAAAAACCUUACUACCCGUUGCACACAAGCUCCCCCGCCGCCGUCACCCAACCCCUACGAGAAACCUUUGCCACCGGACGAAACUCGCCGCCGCACGCUUCUAUCCACUUCUCCACUGCCGUGCUCUCCGCUUCCCAUUUGCCGCUGCCUGCCCUGUAAGUCACGCAAAUUCGCUGAAUUGACAAUUGAUUAUUGAUGCAGGAUGAGCAAUGAUUGUGCUUUGUCGACAAAUAGAAAAAGUGCAGACUCCUUACAUCACCAGAACACUUCUUUUGUAUAGUUCUCUACAUACUAAUUUCCUUUGUACUUCGUAGCAGUUCUUGGUGUCUAAAUUGUUACACAAGCAUAAGCAAGUUCCUUGCUUGAACUGAAUUAUUUUCCAUUUCGAUUCUGUUCCACUCCCUGAUGAUUGGUAGAGCUUAUUAGAUUGGCUUCCAUGAAAGAAAUUGCUUAUACUCACUAGAACUCAUUUACUCCACUGCCAGCCAUAGCAACUGCGCCAGAAAGGGGGAGUGUUGGUUUGGGUCGCGUCGAAUUGGGUGACUAUAAACAGUGACACGUCCAGGAAGAAAUUGCCACAGUCAUUAUAAUGUCUCUUCUGGCUCCUCCUUCGUCCACCUCUUAUUCCUGUUCUAUUUUUCCCGUAUGUCCUGGUCUGCAUUCUGCUUCCCGCGCUACGCUGCCACUUUUCCCCACGAGAAUUAUCCGUUGCAGCUUAUUGCAAGAUCAAGUGUCCGUUAAUGGCGGAGCUGGGUCUAGAGUCUCUGAUCGGAAUGAGCUUCGACUUGGCUUGCCUAGCAAAGGACGGAUGGCCGAGGACACUCUUGAUCUCCUUAAGGACUGUCAACUAUCUGUCAGAAAGGUUAAUCCUCGACAAUAUGUUGCAGACAUUCCUCAGCUGUCCAACUUGGAAGUCUGGUUCCAGCGACCCAAAGACAUUGUGAGAAAGUUGUUAUCCGGAGAUUUGGACCUUGGAAUUGUGGGCCUUGAUAUAGUUAGUGAAUAUGGCCAGGGAAGUGAAGAUCUUAUCCUUGUUCACGAUUCUCUUAAUUUUGGGGAUUGCCAUUUAUCGAUAGCUAUACCAAAAUAUGGCAUCUUUGAAAACAUAAAUUCCAUGGAUGAGCUGGCUCGAAUGCCUCAGUGGACAGCUGAGAAACCUCUACGAGUUGCAACUGGAUUUACUUAUCUAGGACCUAAGUUUAUGAGGGAAAAGGGACUGAAGCAUGUGGUUUUUUCAACCGCUGAUGGAGCCUUAGAAGCAGCACCAGCGAUGGGUAUAGCUGAUGCAAUUUUAGACCUUGUCAGUAGUGGGACAACCCUCAGGGAAAAUAACCUGAAAGAAAUCAAAGGUGGAGUUGUAUUGGAGAGUCAGGCUGUUCUUGUUGCAAGCAAGAAAUCAUUAGUGCACCGGAAAGGCUUGUUGGACACAACACAUGAGAUCAUUGAAAGAUUGGAGGCACAUUUGAGGGCUGUUGGUCAAUUCACGGUGGUUGCAAACAUGAGAGGAAAUAGUCCCGAUGAAGUGGCUGAGCGAGUACUGAGUCAGCCAUCUUUGGCUGGGCUGCAGGGGCCUACUGUAAGUCCAGUUUUCUGCAAACGUGAUGGAGAAGUUGUGGUUGACUAUUAUGCCAUAGUCAUUUGUGUACCAAAGAAGGAAUUGUACAAGUCUGUGCAGCAACUUAGAGUGAUUGGAGGCAGUGGUGUUCUGGUUUCUCCUCUGACUUACAUAUUUGACGAGGAGACCCCUAGAUGGCAGGAACUUCUCGGCAAACUUGGCCUAUAAUAAUCGAUGUUCUCUUUGCUCAGUGUCUCAUCCUUUUCCAGUACAUUUCUGUUCCUUCAGUAACCUGCAGGCUUCCAGACUCCAGGUACACGCACCUUGAUUAAGGCCGGUCUACAAUUAGAGAUGAUUGAGAAGCAUGAAAGAAAAGGAAGUACCCUGCCCUGCAUCGUUGAGCUCCAGCAAGCAAGUGCAUAAACAACUUCGGGAAGUAAUUUUUCCGUGUAGUAUUUUUGUGUUGUGAUUUAGUUAUUUAAUGUAGGCAAUGGUCUCAAUUCUGGAUUUUGACCUUGUUUCUGCAUUUCUGGGUUUGUAAUGCUCCCACAUAUUGCCAGUGGUUUCUCUUCUCCAUUUAAUUCUUGGGAAAGAGUCAAAGUGCUGAACUUUGUCGUGUCGAAUCUGUUGAAUUAUCUUGAACUUCAUAGUCAUUCGGUAACUUCAUCGUUAUGUUUUGGUUGGGAAAGAGUCAAAGUGCUGAACUUUGUCGUGUCAAAUCUGUUGAAUUAUCUUGAACUUCAUAGUCAGUCGGUAACUUCAUCGUUAUGUUUUUGGUUAUGACGAGGGAUCUUCCGCCAUAACUAAGAGAAAUCAAGAUCACCAUGAUGGCAGGUGAUCUCCUUCCGUUCUCCAAACGGAUGUUAUCUAGAAAUACCAUUCUCCAUUCUCCACAGGUCAGUGCUGUGAUGGAUAAUGUUCGCAAUAACUAAAACUAUGCAUCCUCUAUUGCCGAGGCAGGUAAACAUGACAGGCUCUCUCAAUAUACAGAAACCUCAUGAACAGCCAUUUGAGUUCUUCAUCGCGACUUAAUUCGCUGCUCCCACCAACGGUUGAAACUUGAAAAUGAGGUCUUGAGAACAGUCCUGCUGCUGCUACUUGGUCUCCAGUAGACCCAUGUUUACUUAAACCGCCCAGGAUAAUUCAUUUGACUCGAGCACAGUUUCUCUUGGAAUCACUACCACAACUCACGCACGCUCCACGCUUCACAUUGGGACGCCUAUCGUCAUGGAGAACAGGAUAAACAAUUACUCAGUCUCUUGGAGCAGCUCCUUGUCCCAGAUGCUGCAUUACAACGACAUUACACUCUCCUUCUCAGAUAUCACCACAUAUGUGCACGACGACACAUCUCAAUUCCUCGACUUCACUGCACACAUGAUGCAAUCAUGCAUGGCCGAGGGAGGUGAUAUCUGAGAAGGAGUGGGGUCUUGGGGUUCUCCCUGGAAAAAAUAAAUAUGGUUAUAUGGUGGCUACUUUGGGUUUUUACUUUUUUGGGUGCAUUCAACUCUAAAAGUGUCCAUAGUAUAUUAAAUUUUGAACGGUAAUUGGUAGCAUUGAUCUAAUAUGAUGAUGAAACAUCAAUUCACAACUAAUCGAUCCAUUAUCCUAACCAUUUAACCUUCAAUUUUGAAUUCCAGCCAAAAACCCCAAAUUGUAAACCUAAACCCUAACUCUAAAUCCCUAAAAUAUUAAAUCCCUCAAAUUAAAGCCAAUUUUGAAUUUUUUUUUUUGAAAAUUUAUGUGUUUCUUGGUCAUAAUAUCAUAAGUGAUGAUUGAUACCAUUUUGACAUGAGUCACAUGCUCGGAAUGAUGAUUAUGAGGGGAGUGCAUUGAAUGCAUCCAAAAAAGAUGCCACCAUGGUUAUAUAUAUGUGUAGGAACUAGUUUAUUAUGGGUAGUUUAAGAAGUCAAGAUCCAGUUGUUAGGAAAUUUAACUAUCAUCAAUAUUAUGAUAUAUCGUAAAUAAAUAACACUAUAUUGAUUAGAGAAUAUUGAAAGUCCUCAACCUUCUACCUCGUAAUUAAAAAUAUUUUUCAUU
This is a messenger RNA of Linum trigynum, 4171 nucleotides long. NCBI's taxonomy places the organism in Eukaryota, Viridiplantae, Streptophyta, Magnoliopsida, Malpighiales, Linaceae. The record is from the annotation of a GenBank genome assembly.